Messenger RNA from Scedosporium apiospermum, 2169 nucleotides. RefSeq names its product DNA replication licensing factor mcm5. Gene Ontology annotation, cellular component: nucleus; MCM complex. Gene Ontology annotation, molecular function: ATP binding; single-stranded DNA binding; 3'-5' DNA helicase activity. Gene Ontology annotation, biological process: DNA replication; DNA replication initiation; double-strand break repair via break-induced replication. Lineage: Eukaryota; Fungi; Ascomycota; Sordariomycetes; Microascales; Microascaceae. The record is from RefSeq and is a predicted model, not a curated record. The transcript has 4 exons. The coding region runs from base 1 to 2169 and encodes 722 amino acids.
AUGGAUCGCCAGUCGGUCUUCUCGACCCACGUCUUCGCCGCCAAUUUCAACGAGAGUACUGAAGACACCCCUCUCCAGAUCCAGGCACAGCUCGAAAAUUUCAUCCUCAACUUCAGACUCGACAACCGGUUCAUAUACAGAGAUCAAUUGCGCGAGAAUGCCCUAUUGAAGCGGUACUACUGCGACGUCGACAUCAAUGACCUCAUCAACUACAAUGAAGAGCUUGCGCACAAGCUCACCAAUGAACCGGGCGAUAUUAUUCCUCUGUUCGAGGCGGCGCUUAAGAAGUGCUCGAUGCGCAUCAUCUUCCCCCUCGAGGGCAAGGUUGAGCUUCCCGAACAUCAACUCCUCCUUCACUCCGACGCAGACAAUACCUCAAUUCGAAAUCUCGACUCUAUGACCAUCUCGAGGCUAGUCAGAGUACCAGGAAUCGUCAUCGGCGCAUCUGUCAUGUCCUCCAAGGCAACCCUUAUCGUCGCCCAGUGCCGGACUUGCCAACACUCGCAAACAAUACCAGUCCUCGGCGGCUUUACCGGUGUGACUCUACCGAGACUUUGCGAGAGAAAACGCGUUCCAAACGACCCAACCCCUAAAUGCCCCAUGGACCCUUACUUCGUCAUCCACGAGCGGUCUCAAUUCGUCGAUCAGCAAAUUAUCAAACUCCAGGAGGCCCCCGACCAAGUCCCCGUGGGAGAGCUCCCCAGACACGUCCUCAUCUCCGCCGACAGGUACCUUACCAACCGCGUCGUACCUGGCUCCCGCUGCACCAUCACUGGCAUCUUCUCGAUCUACCAGAACAAGGGAUCCAAGACCAACGCGACCAGUGGCGCCGUCGCCAUUCGGACACCAUACCUUAGGGCAGUCGGCAUCCAGACCGAUCUCGAUCAGACUGCCAAGGGAAGCGCUGUGUUUUCCGAGGAGGAGGAACAGGAAUUCUUGGAGCUCAGCCGGCGGAAGGAUAUCUACGAAGUUCUCACGGACUGCAUUGCGCCGUCGAUCUAUGGAAACCGGGACAUCAAGAAGGCCAUCCUAUGCCUUCUCAUGGGUGGCUCGAAGAAGAUUUUGCCAGAUGGCAUGAAGCUCAGAGGCGACAUCAACGUUCUUCUCCUCGGUGACCCCGGUACAGCAAAGUCCCAACUCCUCAAGUUCGUCGAGCGGGUGGCGCCCAUUUCCAUCUACACGUCCGGCAAGGGUUCGUCAGCGGCCGGUUUGACGGCUUCCGUCCAGCGUGACCAAUCCACGCGAGAAUUCUAUCUCGAAGGCGGAGCCAUGGUUCUCGCUGACGGCGGAGUCGUCUGUAUCGACGAGUUCGACAAGAUGCGAGACGAAGAUCGUGUGGCCAUCCACGAGGCUAUGGAACAACAGACCAUUUCCAUCGCGAAGGCUGGUAUCACGACUAUUCUCAACGCGAGGACGUCGGUGCUCGCGGCGGCUAAUCCAAUUUUCGGCCGGUACGACGACAUGAAGUCUCCUGGAGAGAAUAUCGAUUUCCAGACGACGAUCUUGUCUCGUUUUGAUAUGAUCUUUAUCGUCAAGGAUGAGCACACACGAGCGAGGGACGAGAAGAUUGCCAAGCACGUCAUGGGUAUUCAGAUGGGCGGCCAGCGCGUCGAAGAGACUGCUGAAGCGGAGAUUCCUGUUGACAAGAUGAAGCGCUACGUGAGCUACUGCAAGUCACGUUGUGCACCUCGUCUCAGCGCCGAAGCCGCCGAGAAGCUCUCAUCCCACUUCGUCUCCAUCCGGCGCCAAGUCAAGUCCGCCGAAAAAGAAACCAACCUCCGCUCCUCCAUCCCCAUCACCGUCCGUCAGCUCGAAGCCAUCGUGCGCAUCACCGAAGCCCUCGCCAAACUCACCCUCUCCCCCAUCGCGACAGAAGCCCACGUCGACGAAGCCAUCCGGCUCUUCCUCUGCUCGACCAUGGACGCCGUCAACCAGGGCAGCAACCAGGGCAGCAAGGAGCUCAAUGAGGAGGUGCACAGGCUCGAGGGGGAGCUGAAGAGGAGGUUGCCGAUCGGGUGGAGCACGAGCUUGGCGACGCUGAGGAGGGAGAUGGUGGAGGGGAAGGGGUUUAGUGAGCAGGCGCUUAAUAGGACAUUGUUGAUUAUGCAGAGGAAGGAUACGAUUAUGUUUAGGAAUCAGGGGCAACAGGUUUAUAGGAAUGCUGUCUAG